Messenger RNA from Acyrthosiphon pisum (pea aphid), 4142 nucleotides. RefSeq names its product protein toll. Gene Ontology annotation, molecular function: protein binding; signaling receptor activity. Gene Ontology annotation, biological process: signal transduction. The record is from RefSeq and is a predicted model, not a curated record. Bases 933 to 3917 code for a protein of 994 amino acids. Gene Ontology annotation, cellular component: plasma membrane. Lineage: Eukaryota; Metazoa; Arthropoda; Insecta; Hemiptera; Aphididae. The transcript has 4 exons.
GACGGCCCGCCACGUUCUCGCUCGGUGGCGUAAUCACGCGUGCAAUAAUAAUAUUAUAAUAUUGUUGCGAUCUUACACCGCGAUACGACCAUUAUACAAGCACGGGGCGCUUGUUGUGACUAUAACCAAUAACUAUCGCCCGGCGCUGUUAUAUUUACGGUCGAAACCGGUUGUGCUUCAGAGGGGAUCUCUCCGUCGCAGAUUCGCGGUAGCACGCGCGAAAGGCCUCGCGUACUCGGUUUUUAAAUUUCCACCUCUACAACUGACGGCGGCGACGAGUGACGACUGAAUAAUAUUAUUCUACCUACCUACCUAUAAGCGCGGAAUAGUGGAAUAGCGACGAUUCACGAUUGACGAAAUAUUUCACGCGUAGUCACUAGUGACUACGCGUCGUACACUGUACACACGUCGUACCUGUUGUUGUGUAGAGAUAUAUAAUAGUGCCGCACACGGUCCGGGAUCGUGUGGAAUCGUGUCGUCCCGACGGUAAAAACUAACAUAAUAUCACCAGUAUUGUGUAAAUACCUGCGAGUUACAAUGGUAAUUUGACUUCGCUAGCUAUUUAACUUGAUUAUUAUGGUCGCUAAUCGAUAAAUAAUAGUCUCCCGAAUACCGAUAUCUACCAAACCGCGUCGUCGUGUUGUGUUUCGAUCGCAGUUGUCUGACUGACGCGCGUCCGAUCCUUCCAGUUUUCAGUCUCUUCGACGACAUACGCCGCAUUUACGACGUUUAUCGACUUUACGGCUGUGAUAUUAUUAUUACGAUUUACGACGUCUGUGUGGUGUAAAACGGACAGAUGACAUUUCUGUUUCGGCCACCGCGCAUCUCAUUGUCCCCAGAACCGGGCAGAUCUAGUCGGAGGAUCAUCUUCUCACCGAAAGCUCCGCAGUCGUCUUAGGGAUGAGUGCGCCACAGUCGUUCCAUCGACGGCGAUGCCCACAAAGAGUUCGUUGAAGCACUACGAAUGCCGCAUUGCGCGCCACAUCCUGCUUAAAAUGAACUGGUUAAUGCACAUAAUUAUACUCCAAGUACUUCUUGGUCAAGUAUUAUCAAAUUUGACAUGCACAAAUAUAAAAAAUAUUGAUAAAUGCUCAUGUAAGCAUGAUCUUUAUGGUGAAGAUAUAGAAGUGGAAUGUGGGUUAUCAACUUUGGAAUUAAAUUUGAUGGAAUCCAUAAUUAAAAUUGAAUGUAAUUCAGAUCAAACAAAAUGGGAACAGAAUUUUGGUCAAAUUGAUAUUAAUAAAUUACAUUACGCAAAAUGCCUAUUAUCCGAUUCAGGAAUUAAUCAAACCAUCUCAACACUUGGCAUUAAUAAGAUUCAAAGUUUGAAACUAGUUUCCAUGAGACUCAAUGGUAGUCUAGAAAAUACUUACUUGUCAAAUUUGGAGAGCGUGGAGACGUUAGAUAUUACUCUUACCAAAUUAAUAUUAACCAAUGAAUCGUUUGAAGGAACACCUCGUUUAACAAAAUUAUAUCUUAGAGAAAACUACAUAGAAGAUAUACCUGCGGGUGUGUUCAAACCACUCACUCUUUUACAAAUAUUAGAUUUAGGCGAUAAUAAGAUAACCAAAAUAAAUAGUGAUCUAUUUUAUGGUAUUCCAUUGAAACGUUUGAAUUUGGACACAAAUUAUUUAACAUCUUUGGACCUAAAUUCUCAGAGUCUAAAUAAUUUGGAUGUAGCCAAUAAUAGAAUUACUUCUUUAACUGUUGGACGUCUUAACCAACUUCUUAAUAUAUCGUUAAACAAAAAUAUUUUAGUAACAAUGCCUGACCAAACAUUUAAAAACACUUCUUUAGUGUCAAUCAGAUUCAGCUAUGGUAACUUUACCACUAUACCUCAAAGAUUUUUAACAAAUUUAGACAGAUUACUUAAUGUUUAUCUCACGUCUUUAAACAUAGAAAAGGUACCCGAAAAUAUGAUUUGGGAUUCACAAAAUAUUACAAAUUUAUCUUUAGCUUCAAAUCGUUUGAAAGAACUACCAGUGAUGUUUUUUCGGGAUGCUAGGAAAUUAAAAUUGUUAGAUUUAUCUAAAAAUCAAAUUGAAAAUAUCAAUCAUGAGUUACUAGGACCAUUAAUAAAUCUAGAAACCUUAGAUUUAUCCAAUAAUUUAAUAAUCAAAAUUAAUAACUACAGUUUAAAGCACUUAAGAAACUUGAAGUACCUCAAUUUGGAAAGAAAUAAGAUAACAAAUAUUAAUCGGGAAGCAUUAAAUGUCCCGAAAUUAAAAACAUUAAAAUUGGCUUAUAAUAAAAUAAGUAACUUGACCCCAAAUAACGUAUUCUCAUUAUAUUAUUUGGAUCAAGUUGAAACUAUUGAUUUAUCAAACAAUUUUAUAAAUUGUAUUGAUCCUGGUUGGGUAAAUUUGAUUAAGUUAAUUAAUAUUAAUCUAUCAAGUAAUAACUUCACUGUACUCAGAAUACAAGAUAUACAGUACAUAAAUGAAAUUGUAAAAACUAAUCUUAACAAUAAUCCAUUAGAAGUAAUUGAUUUGUCAAAUUUAGAAAUAUUUGCUAAAGCACAAUCGCCACCAUAUAAUUUCUGGAAUAAUAGACAAAUAAAUCUGUCUAGUGAUAAAUUCAUUUGUGAUUGUCGUAAUUAUGAGUAUGCAAGAUUUUUACAUAACCAAAUGCCAAAAAUAGUAUACAAGUACUUACAAAUUGAACAAAAAUUGAUUUGCAAUGAUGGUCUGGGCACAGAAUUUUCAAACCUGAAUAUCGAAAGUUUAACAUGUGACUGGAAAAUUUUUGAGGAUGUAGACAAGACUGACUGUUUUGAAUGUGAGUGUACUUACCGCCCUCAUGACAAAUCUGCCCUGAUGAAUUGUUCAAAUAGAAAUUUAAUAGUGGCACCGGAAGUAAUAAUUUCAAGUAGAAAUGUUAAUUAUACGGAACUGAACUUAAGAAAUAAUUCUAUCACCAAGUUACCAAACUAUGAAAAUUUAAACAUCAAGAAGUUAAAUAUUGGUUAUAAUAAUUUAAAUACCAUUAACAUAACGCAGUUACCUAAAUAUCUUACGGAAUUACACUUGGAGCAUAAUAAUCUUACAAUGAUUAGUGAGACGAAUUUGACCAAUAUAUUACCCAACUUAAACAACUUAACAAUGAACAGUAAUUCAUGGAUAUGUGAUUGUAAUGCCAAAAAUACUAUCAAUUUUAUUCACAAAUAUUCAUCUAAGAUUUUUGAUUUAGCCAAUAUCACAUGCGAUCAAUCAUCAACUCUGUUACAAACCCUGACUGAGAAAGAAGUAUGUCAAGAAGAAUUAAAUACUGACAUGAUCACUGUAUCUAUGUUUUUAGCCGUGUUGAGUUCAGUAUUUAGUUUAGGUUUGUUAUGGAUGUUGUAUAGUAACAACAAGACUAAAAUCAAAAUAUGGCUGUACUCUUAUAACAUAACAUGGCCAAUAUCUGAAGAAUCUCUCGACCUGGAUAAAAAAUAUGACGCAUUUAUUAGUUACUCUCACAUGGACAUAGAACUAGUUGAAAAGCAUUUAGUACCAGGCUUGGAAGGAGGCAGCUCACCAUUUAAACUUUGUCUUCACUAUAGAGACUGGGUAGUCGGCGAAUGGAUACCUAAUCAAAUUGCUCGUUCAGUUGAUGAAUCUCGAAGAACUAUUAUUGUAUUAUCACAAAAUUAUUUAAAGAGUGUUUGGGGCCGUACAGAGUUCAGGACAGCUUAUUCCAGUGCUCUGAACGAACGCCGCAGUCGUUUAAUCGUCAUACUUUAUAAUGACAUAUCAGAGAAAGAUUUAGAUUCAGAGUUAGAAGCAUACCUGUCCAUGAAUACUUAUAUUAAAUGGGGAGAUAGAUGGUUUUGGGAGAAAUUGAGAUAUGCACUUCCGCAUAGACCAGCGACAAAAAAAAAUACUAGAGCUAAGAUAAUAGUACCAGAUAAAUUAAAUUCUGUUCGGUUAACAUAACUUUUAUUUUAUAAUCAAUAACCUGUUUUAAUUAUUUAAUAAAAUGUAAUAUUUACAUUUUUUUUCAGUAUGUACAUUUUGUGACAGUUAUUUUAUUAUAAGUUAUUUUUUUUAUUGUUAUAAAAUUGAAUAUUUAUGUUAUUACUUGUAAUUAAGCACAAACCGAUAUAAACUGUAUUGUAAUAAAAAAAAGUGUAUAAAUACACUAUACUUUGUUAACUUUAA